This is a messenger RNA of Cladophialophora immunda, 3906 nucleotides long. RefSeq lists its product as uncharacterized. The record is from RefSeq and is a predicted model, not a curated record. Gene Ontology annotation, cellular component: nucleus. Gene Ontology annotation, molecular function: RNA polymerase II cis-regulatory region sequence-specific DNA binding; DNA-binding transcription factor activity, RNA polymerase II-specific; zinc ion binding. Bases 1 to 3906 code for a protein of 1301 amino acids. Lineage: Eukaryota; Fungi; Ascomycota; Eurotiomycetes; Chaetothyriales; Herpotrichiellaceae. The transcript has 8 exons. Gene Ontology annotation, biological process: positive regulation of transcription from RNA polymerase II promoter by galactose; DNA-templated transcription.
AUGCAUCGAACCGACGACGAAAGACCCAGAGCAUUGGGCACAUAUCCAGAAGGAUUGGAGUUGCCAACGCAAAGUUGUCUGGGCCCUUCUUGCAGCAUUUCAUUCCUGGAAACGCUUCUCACACAGGAUCAAGACCAACAACAACAGACCAGACGAGAGCGAGCGAGAGAAGUGACAUCUGCGCCGGAAGGUGUGGAAAGAGUGUCGCGGACGGCAACUUCUCGAACCUUUGCCAGCCUGAGCAGUCUCGCGGACACCUGGCCUCAGCAACACCUAGGAGACUACCUGGUCGAAUGCUACAUGAACUUGUGCUACCCGCAAUAUCCCUUUGUCCACGGGCCAACCCUUCAAAAAUGCUACGAAUCCAUAUGGACAGCCAAGGAGCCUCAGAGCAACCUGUGGAUAGGAACUAUCAAUAUUGUGUAUAGCUCUGGCACACUUGAGACGCUCCAGGCCCUCGUUCUCACAAGCCUGUACCUGCAGAGUUCGGUCAAUCUUGAACAUUCAUGGAAUGUGAUCGGCAUGGCGGUCCGACAGGCGCAAAGCCUGGGCCUGAAUUUGAAGAAGACUUAUAAAUCUUCAUGGACGUUGCUGGCGCGGGAGACACGGAAGCGAGCAUGGUGGGCAUGCUACCUCCUCGACAGCGUGUCGGGGAUUAUGUUGGGACGUCCCCAAAUGAUUCCUGACGACCAUUCUACUUGGGUUGAAGUUCCAAGCGCUUCAGAUGAGGACCUGAGGAUGCACGGAGCAAAAUCAGUAUCUCCACAUUCCCCUGCAAGCUUGGUUGAUCUUGAGAGCUCGGAAUCCUGGAUCAAUGUAAAGCCUUCAGAAGUGGCUUUCUUCAUUGCCACCAUCAGGCUCUGUGGAUUGAUGUGCGAAGUCACCAAAGCAUAUGACCGCCCCUUUGACCAUUCGCGGGUGCUAGCCAUCGACGAGAAGUUGUGUGAGUGGAUUGCCAAAUUCGUUCCAAAUGGGAGUAGCGAGAAGAUUAAGUCCAGUACCAACGAGAAGUUCUGGAGACAAAGACAUGUCCUGAUAUCAAGGUUUUUGAAUCUCCGGAUCGUGCUUCACCGACCUUGUGUCUCACAGGAUGCAACAGCCGCUGUCAUCACCCCGUACAAUUCCAUUAACGGCAUGGUGGCAGCUCGACUGACCUCUAUACGCAUGGAGCUUUGCGUUAAUGCGGCAGCAGAGCUGAUUGAACAUAUCUCCAAGUUUUAUGCCCAAGGCCUGAACAGUGCCUUGUGGUACGACUCAAAUUACCUGUUCUCAGCCAGUAUAGUACUCCUUGCGCAGAUGCGGCACAAACCUCACAAAACCGAGCAUUACCGGCAUCUCAUCAGGCUGGCUGCGGAUGUGAUGCAGCGCAUGCAACAUUCGGGCAAGGCUCUGGCGGGAGAAUACCUCGCCAUGAUGGAGAAGCUGAAGCAGCAAGUCACUACUCAAGAACCUUCUUCACAAGCCCGCAAUAGCGGCCAGCACAGUGCACAGCUGGUCAACUCCGCGAAUCCGCCAGGCUUGGGGCUCCUUGAUGGCGGUACAGCCGAGGGAAAUGCUCCUGAGGCCGAAUCAGAGGCUGCGCUCGAGUCUAUGCAGUUCCACACUGAAGAUACUCGGAGAAUGACUGCCAACGAGCCAUUGGCGACAAUGGCACCGAAUGCCAUCGCCGGAAAGUCAGGUGCGGUGGCACAGAGCCGUGUUAUAACUGCGUUUCUGCAACAGCCAAAUGUGUAUACCCCUCCGAACCUCCUCGCCCACGAGGGCGUGCCCGAAAGGAGCCGCCCAAGAAGCAACCGUCAGUAUCGGGUCCUGCUGAACACUGGUCCCCCAGUCUCUUGCGAGGCACAGCCUGCCAUCCCCUCGGACACGGCCGCGCUGCUGGAGCGGAUUAUGCGCAUAGAACGUGAUGUUCAAGACCUGCGAACGAUUAAAUACACUAGCCUCUCACCCUCGAGUCUUUCCGACGAUCUUUCGACUUCCACCGAGACGGAAUUUGCCGAAGAAGAGACCAUUGAUUGUAUACACUCGGGCCAUCGUGCCUACAACUCAUUCGCCGUCCAGAUAGAGACAUUGAAGAAUGCCGCAUCACGAUCUACGCCUGCGACGGCCCGGAGAGAGGGCCUUGUUGGGACAGCAUCAAACACAAGCCCGUCCAUGUCUGGUCAAAGCCACCGCACACAAAGUGGUCGAAACAGCAUCAAGACAUUUAUAUCUUCGAGUACACGCCUGAAAUACCUCCUGAAGCUCUUUUUCGACGAGUAUCACUUCCUCUACCCCUGCAUUGAUGAAGAGAGCUUCGAGGUGCAGUUACAGUGUCUUUUCGAGCACUAUUCGCCGGAUCAAGACUGCUUAUUACUGUCCGACGGGGAUCCCGAAAUGUUGGUCUUUGCCGCCAUGACGUGCAAGGUUCUUGCCAUUGCUGAGCACAUCGAAGCCGAUGGUCACUCCUCGACUGACGCACAUCCACCUGAGAGGAUUGUUCGCGGCGAGGCGUGGAAUCGAGAGAGUAUAAGGCUCUUGGGUCUGUGCUCACGAACGGCGGACAAACUCAUGGAUACCGUGCGACUGUUCAUGCUCGAAACGCUCUAUAUGUUGAUGAAGGAGAAUUUCAGAAAGGCAUCCCAGGCGCUAUGCAGGGCCGUGGAACUGUCGUUCUCUAUGGGGCUGAAUGACGAGUCUACGUGGGCUAGUUGUUCUGGCGAAGAAGCUCGAUCUCGCCGCAUUCUAUGGUGGACGAUAUACUUUUUCGACCGAAGGAUGGCGUACAGGCUUGGAAGGCCAUAUAUGAUUCGAGAUUCCGAAGUCUCAGUUGCCGAUUUCACGGCCGACAUAAGAGCAAUCGAAAGCGCGCGUAUUCGUCUUCCAGUUGCUGGAACAGCAACAACGUCCCUUGACGGACAUUGGAUUCACUAUCUACAGUUCAAUGUCGGAUGGGGCCGUCUGUUCGCGAAAGCAUGGGAUUCCCUUUACAGUCUGGCCAGUCCCAGGGCUGGGAGUAUUGAAGAAAUCGAGAUCAUGGAGGCCUUGUUAUCAAAACUCAAGAGAACUCUACCGCCAGAGAUGAAAUGGAAGGAUCCCAUCGGCUCAAGCGGCACGGAAACUGAUGUUCCCGAUCGAAUGGUUCGCAUGAGGCUCGUGAUUUACACGGUGAGUAUCCAAUACCACUUUCCACCCCCAUUCAAUCAACUCUCUUUCUACCAAAACGGCGACUUCCUGUCCAAUAACCCGGCUAACAAGACCAAGAGGGCGAAUCUCUUACAGAUGUUGAUACGGAACAAUCUCCACAUACGAGGUUGCGAACAAGACUGCGAACUGGAUGCUUUCGGUAGCGAUCGGAGGUACACAAUACAAGUUUGUCACAAGCUUGCCGCGUCCACCGUGCAGGCAGUUGUGUCAUACGUACGAACGCGGCGCCGUGAACGUUCAUUUGGCACAUAUGCAACGAUGUGUAUCAUUGAAUCACUCUAUUACAUGCUGUCUCUGCCCUCGACCGAUGACAGUAUUGGGGCUUUUGAUUUUGAGGCAACGAAGACCUUGUCACUGAGCCAAGCAUGGGAAUGUUUAAAUGACCUGAGUCGUCGCCGACUGACGAUUGCAACGAAUGCAUUGAAGGUCUUGAAAGGAAUUAUCGAGAGUCGAUGCAGUUCUCAGCUCUCCUUACCGGAAGAGCCAUCCACGGCUUCUCUGAAUAUGCAGAAUCGUCGCUUGUCCAUUGAUCAGGCAUUCAUCAACGAUGAAACAUCGGAGCAUGGAGACCAGGAUCAGGUCACGGAAUUUCAUGGCAUCGACUUCGCAAUGGACCCUGACUUUAUGCUGCCGGUGCUGCCGGGCCCAGAAUUCGAUGGAGAAUCGCUGAUGGGGACUGACAUGGGAAUGUGGGAUACUGAGCACAUGAGAUAUACUUGA